GACGUCCAACUUCACUGCCUCGAACGGCAUGUUGGUGGGUGGAACCUGCGAGCUCUGCGUCGGAGACUGCCGGGAGUGCUUGACGAACAAGGAAUGCACGGUCUGCGAGAAUAAAAUGCUGCUCAGAAACGGCACGUGUGAAGCAAAAUGUCCAGACGGCUUUUGGGAGAAGACAGGCAAGAACGGUGUCAACGGCACUUGCGAGCAUUGCUCGAUUGGAACGAAGAAGUGCACGGCUCCUCAAAAGGCGGCUCUUAUUAGCUCUCUGAUUGACCUCGGGGACGGCGCUGCUGAGCCUCAGGCCGUAGAGUGUGACCCAGGCGUCGAGCUGAAGAAUGGAGAGUGCGUGAACCCGUGCCCAAGUGGCAAGUACAAAGAUCCCGAGUCG
This is a messenger RNA of Symbiodinium sp. CCMP2456, 388 nucleotides long. The record is from the annotation of a GenBank genome assembly. Lineage: Eukaryota; Dinophyceae; Suessiales; Symbiodiniaceae.